UGUUGCACAGCCAUAUAGUUUUAUCCAAUAAAAAAAAAUAGUAUUGACAAGCCGCUGCGCAAAAGCGCAUAAUAUCGCUCUUUGUUUUCGUCGUUACGUGAAACGUGACCUUCGCCGUGUAUGGAAAUUUAAAUUUGUUUUUCUCUUACGUUUGGGGAAAAAAGUGUGAAGAAAAAAACAGCGAUUUUGACAGUGUUGUCAUUGGUGCGUCGUCAUUCUUCAUUCGAGACCGAAAGCCCCGAGGAGAUCUCAGACAUUCUUGUCAAACGGGGCGGGGCGGGGAAAAGGGCUCGCUCGUUCAUUGAGUUUGUACGACAAAUUAAUAUUGACGUUAUAAAACAACAUCCGGGUUGCUAGCGUCAAAAUGAGUGAUAAGAUAGCUGCUAAUCAACCUCAGCCAAUUGUUAAAAUUGGGCAUUACACGCUCGGACAAACACUCGGCGUAGGAACUUUCGGAAAGGUCAAAAUUGGCGAACAUGUUGUCACAAAACACAAGGUUGCUGUGAAAAUUCUGAACCGACAAAAAAUCAAGAGUCUCGAUGUUGUCGGAAAGAUUCGAAGGGAGAUUCAAAAUCUCAAACUAUUUCGUCAUCCUCACAUCAUCAAAUUGUACCAGGUCAUCAGUACACCAACGGAUAUAUUCAUGAUAAUGGAGUAUGUCUCUGGUGGGGAACUUUUCGAUUACAUUGUCAAGCAUGGAAAACUCAAAGAACACGAGGCAAGAAGAUUUUUCCAGCAAAUAAUCUCCGGUGUUGAUUACUGUCAUCGUCACAUGAUCGUUCAUCGAGAUCUCAAGCCUGAGAAUCUGCUUCUCGAUCACAAUCUUCAUGUCAAGAUUGCAGAUUUUGGUCUCUCUAACAUGAUGAUGGAUGGAGAAUUUUUGCGAACGUCUUGCGGCUCUCCGAAUUAUGCUGCACCCGAGGUCAUAUCAGGAAAAUUAUACGCCGGCCCUGAGGUUGAUAUCUGGUCUUGCGGAGUCAUACUCUAUGCCCUUCUCUGCGGUACACUCCCAUUCGAUGACGAACACGUCCCGACUCUGUUUCGUAAAAUUAAAUCUGGAAUUUUCCCGAUUCCGGAAUAUCUCAACAAAACGGUCGUCAGUCUUCUUUGUCACAUGCUUCAGGUCGAUCCGAUGAAACGCGCGACGAUCGAGGACAUAAAGAAGCACGAGUGGUUUCAGAAAGAUUUACCAACUUACUUGUUCCCGUCGCCGGUCGAGCAAGAUUCCUCUGUCAUUGAUAUAGAGGCUGUCAACGAAGUUUGCGAGAAAUUCAAUGUCAAAGAAGCUGAAGUACAUUCGGCUUUGCUCAGCUGCGAUCCUCACGAUCAACUUGCAAUAGCGUAUCAUUUGAUAAUUGAUAACAAGAGAAUAGCGGAUGAGGCGGCAAAAGCUCAGCUAAAAGAUUUUUACGUUGCCUCCAGCCCUCCACCUGUUGCUUUUAGUCCAAGCGAAAGUACAAACAGUCCGUUACGACCGCAUCCGGAAAGAAUCGCUCCGUUGCGGGAACGUCAAAGUGGACAAACAGCUGCCGCUGCUGCCGCCGCUGCUACUGUGCCUCAAGGCAAUCGUGGAACCCCGGUAAAACGAGCAAAAUGGCAUUUGGGUAUACGGUCGCAAUCGAAACCGAACGACAUAAUGAAUGAGGUUUAUCGCGCCAUGAAAGCCCUCGAUUUUGAAUGGCGAAUUAUCAAUGCUUACAGCGUUAGAGUACGUCAAAAUAACAAAUUGACCAACAAAUACAGCAAGAUGUCACUGCAACUUUAUCAAGUUGAUUAUAAAAGUUAUUUGUUGGAUUUUAAAUCAUUGGCUUCUGACGAUACCGAAGACAUCUUGAGGAGCACUUAUGAUCCAACAAUUGCCCCAAACCAAGCUACGGGACACCACACAAUGGAAUUCUUUGAGAUGUGUGCAGCUCUGAUAACUCAGUUAGCUCGAUAAAAAAAAAAUACAACUUAAACACAAAAUGAAUCAAGAUUUUAUUGGAAGAACAGAUAAAUUAUGUAGAUAAGUGAGAAAAAAAUGAAUACAAGAAUGGUGCGGGCUUUAAUUUCAUUUUUCCGUUAUAUUAGUGUGCGACGAUUCACGAACGGGGGAAGGACAGGACGAAUGAAAAAAGUUAUUCUGGCUUUGUACAAACAUAUAUAUAUAUAUAUUCAUAUAGAGAUACAUGUGCGUAUGUGUGUAUGAUUAUGACACCAAAUAUUCAACGGUAUGUUUUAAUUAUCAGUAUAAUAUGCCCUAAGAUCAUUUGGUCAAUAAAACAUACACUAUUGUAAAA
Venturia canescens is the source of this 2279-nucleotide messenger RNA. RefSeq names its product AMP-activated protein kinase alpha subunit (gene AMPKalpha). Gene Ontology annotation, cellular component: cytoplasm. Gene Ontology annotation, molecular function: protein serine/threonine kinase activity; ATP binding. The transcript is spliced from 9 exons. The record is from RefSeq and is a predicted model, not a curated record. Bases 365 to 1939 code for a protein of 524 amino acids. Gene Ontology annotation, biological process: intracellular signal transduction; protein phosphorylation. Lineage: Eukaryota; Metazoa; Arthropoda; Insecta; Hymenoptera; Ichneumonidae.